This is a messenger RNA of Penaeus monodon (black tiger shrimp), 1603 nucleotides long. Its product is annotated as transcriptional adapter 1-like. The record is from RefSeq and is a predicted model, not a curated record. NCBI's taxonomy places the organism in Eukaryota, Metazoa, Arthropoda, Malacostraca, Decapoda, Penaeidae. The transcript is spliced from 8 exons. Gene Ontology annotation, cellular component: SAGA complex. Gene Ontology annotation, molecular function: transcription coactivator activity; protein heterodimerization activity. Bases 112 to 1227 code for a protein of 371 amino acids. Gene Ontology annotation, biological process: regulation of transcription by RNA polymerase II.
AUAAGCCAUAACUCUCGCUUGGAUUCACGAGCUCACGGAUUUUCUCCUUUUUUUCCCGAGCAAGUCUUCCAUUCUGUAAAUUCGUGACAUAUAUACCACAAUCAGCUGAAAAUGUCGACGUCUCCAGAUCACCUGAAUUCCGCGAGAAAAAGACUGGUAGAGGCCCUUGGCUCGGAGAAGAAACAGAAAUAUUUCCAUCACAUGAAGCAGUGGUUCAGAAUGAAGCUAUCAAAGGAGGAAUUUGACUCAUUAGCAAGAGAACUUCUUGCAAUUGAUACUGUACACCUGCACAACGAGUUCCUCUUAGCCAUCCUAACAAAAUGCCAGCUCUUUAGCUCAUCUUCCUCUACCUCACGUUCUGAGUCAUACCACAGGCAUGAAGAACAGAGAGUGGACACAGGACAAGGCACUUCCAACAUGCGGGAUCACAAUACAUCUCUUAACAUCUAUUCGACUCCAGCUGUUGAGCGCAAAAAGAUUAAACCCAAGAAGAAGAACAAAGUUUCGCGACCAACACAUGAUGGUAAUUUUGAGCCAGUAACAGUCCAAGACACGGCCCCCACGGCCACUCUACGUGAGCCCCAGGCCAUCAUAGACUCAGGGGCUGGCUACCUUUCCCGUUCCUUGUGCCUGCUGGAUACAGGGCCCCUCAAAGGUCGUUUGUUGUUGGCAGCAUGGGACCACGGCAUCACGCAAGUAGGGGACAAUGUUGCCAACAUUCUGCAAGAGGCCACUCAGCAAUGUCUGAAGAACAUCCUGAUGGCGACGGUGAGCAGACGUCGAGGGUAUCGCAUGAGAGAAGGGCGCUUCAUUCACUCCCUGGGCACAACGCCUCCUAACCCCUGGCUGAGGAAUACUGCUUCACUCAAUGACUGGACGAAUGAAAGCCUGGGCCUCCCUAUGGGUGAGGGAGGGGAGCUGGGUGACCGACCCAUCUGGCCAACUGUGGACUCGGCAGACCAGAACGCAGCACACUUGGCUUCCUGCGCACUGCCAGUUGAGAAUCCUCUUCCUCCCAUUAAUUGCUUCGACUUGUUUGAGGCUUUGCAGGUCCAGAAGAGUGUGCUUCCAUGCCACUCGGUGUAUGCGCUAGGCCUGGAGCGUAUUUCCUCGAGGCUUUGGCACCCUAGCUGGGGUGAGGUGGAGCAGGAAGCCAUUGCAGCCCAAGAGGCUUCCCUCAGAGACACACUGAAGGAGCAUCGGCUGGCGGCCAAUCCUGUCUCGUAGCUGUGUCAGAUACCUGUUCCUCAUUUGGAUGUUUAGGAUGUUCAUAUGCUGCUAAGAAAACAUAUUUUUUUAAGUACAAAGAUACUUGAUAUCAUAAAAGAUUUUCAGCAUGCAUACUGUUUUCUCUCUCUGUCUCUCUCUCUCUCUCUCUCUCUCUCUCUCUCUCUCUCUCUCUCUCUCUCUCUCUCUCUCUCUCUCUCUCUCUCUCUCUCUCUCUCUCUCUCUCUCUCUCUCUUUUCUCUAAUGUUGCAUUUCUUAUUUAUAAUGUUCAAACCUAGCCUGAUAUAACCAAAACAGAACUUGAGUGAACAUGCAGAGAGAACACUUUUCACAUAUCUUUUUCUGUGUAUAUUUAUCAAUAAAAACAAAAAAAUCA